CGCCCAGCGGGAGCCGGGCUGUGGGGCCGCGGGGUCGGCGCCCCGGCCGUGUUUGGCGGGGCCGCGGUGGGGCGGGGAGUCCCGGGUAGUCCCGCCUGGUUCUGGCCGGGGGUGCCCCACCCGCGGCCGUGGGCCUCGGCGAGACCUCCCUGUGGGUAGAGCGCAGGUCCCCGAGGCGCGGGAAGUGACCGGGCGGAGCGGUGGUGAAGGCAGAGGGAAGCGGCAGCGUUGGGCGGGGAUCGUGCAGCAUGUCCCUCGUCCGCUCCGGGAGCACCGCACUGUCACAGGCACCCGCUGCUGCACGGUCGCUGUGCUGCCACACGGGUCAUCCCAGUUGCCCCAUCACAAAACAGCAGAAGCAGGGUAGGAGCUUGACUAGUGGUUUUAUUUAUUUAGGUAGGUACAUACUUUGGGGUGCUUCACUUCGUGUGAAUUGUUAUUUAGAAUCGUAGAAUGCCCUGAGUUGGAAGGGACCCUCCAGGAUCAUCAAGUCCAACUCCUGUCCUGGCAUGUGACAACCCCACAGUUGACACCAUGUGUCUGAGGGCGUUGUCCCAUCUCUUUUUUUAUUAUCAGUGCAGGCUGAUGAACAGACAGUGGGAGACAGCUAUGUGGCCUAAUAGCUGCGAUCAGUGUAGUAAGGAGGCAGCUGACCAGCAACGAAGUGCCAGGCAGAAUAUGACUGUGUGGCGAGGUAGCACAACGGUGUGAUGAGAAAAAUGAGGAGAUGAAUGCACUGGAAUUGCUUAUUGAAAGUUUUUGUGUGUGUGUUUGUUUGUUUUUGUGGGGUUUGUUUGUUUGUUCAUUUGUUUUUUGAGGUGUUUUUUUUUCAUGAGGAGGAAAGUUCCAUAGCUGGAAGGGCAGUUGGCCAAAAUGAAGUGGUAUAAUGCUGGUGACUUUAGGCUUUGUGUAGAGUGAGUCUUUUUUAAAAGGGGCUACCUGAUGAUCUACACAGAUUGAGAAGCAGUUCCUGCUAUGUAUAAAGACAGGCUCCAGAAGGCAGGAUGGUCAGCUGGACCAUAUAAUAGAUGCCUAAGGAACGUUUGUCUCUGUUAUACCAUGAUGGUAAACCAUGCAAUGGGUUCUGGUCCUAGCACGAAGGAACAGGCAAUCAGUGAAGUAAUCCAAAAUGAUUGUAUUUUCUGUGUUUUGGUGCUCCUGAUGGUAACACAAGCAACAUUUUAAACAGGAGUGUCAUAAUGCUCCAUUUUUCUCUUUCCAACUGGAAAUUUCUAAGUUGAAAAUGUGUAAAAUGGUUACGUUUUUAGUGCCAGAACACAUUACAGGAAGAAACAUAGCAAAUGAGGCCUGAGUUUAAAGUAUGGUAUAAGAGCUUAUUAAUUUUUAAUUAAUAUUAGCUUCUAGUUUCAACAAGUUGAUUGUAGAUGUUGGUUUAAUCUAGGUAAUUAACAGUGAGAGAUGCUAACCUGUGGUAAAAAUAUUCUGGUUUAGCCUGUAAUGUAAGGUUCCAGUAUUCCCUCUCUGCAUUAACGUGCAAAUAUAUUUAAGAGAUUUCCCAUUUAGCAUGCUUUAUCUAAGACACAUAUAUUAAAUUGCAUUAAUCUUUCUUCAGAGAGAAUACAAUCUAUUGUUUUUGUCAUUUAUAUGUUCUUUGUAAUUUGUCAAUAUUGCUGUUUCUUUUAUAGUCAAAUGAAAGAAAACUCUACACGCUCCCAAGUGUGAAAUUAGCAAAACCGGUAUAAAGAGGAAUUAUUACCCGUCUGGCUUUAAAAAUCAAACCCAUGUCAUGUAUCCAUGACUUGUAUAUACAACAUUUGCUUCUCUUGAAGCAGUACAAACUCUUGUCUAACACAUGUAUUGCGAGGGAUGGCUCAGAGAUGAAAUUUGCUAUCUUUCAUUUAUUUUCUGUGUCUAAUUACUCGUUACUUGUUUUUACACCCAUCCUUCACUUUGCAGCUCCUCCAAGCCCCCAGUAUUUUUCUGCAUAUUUCUCACCCUUCCUCAGCAUUCUGGUUGGUGAAUAACUAUGUACGUAUGUCCUGUGUCUGCAUUCAUGGGACAAAAUUGUGAAUACAGGGGAGCUGAAUUUUCAAAAAAAACCCAAAACAAAUAAGUACAAUAGUGAUUAACAGGAUGUGUUGCUUGGAAGCUGGAAAAUAAAUUUGUGUACAUAAACUCCCUGUAAAAAGAGGCAAAACAGACCAAAGACAUCUAGUGCUUUUGAAUCUGCUCAGUUGAUUAGUGCCUGUUCCUAUGAAAUCUGUAGAGAAGCCAUAAGUCAUUUUCCUUUAUGAAGGUUUGUCAUGCUUGAAAGAAGGGAAUAGUGAAUUACAGUCUUAGGAGGCUUUCUGUAUGAAGGGAAGAAGGGUUAAUCAUAUAGGAAAAGGGAAUUUGCCCAUAUAAUUUGAAGUAGUUGUCAAUUAAAUAGUGGUGUGAAUAGGAUACCUUGUAAAUAAUCUGAGGUACUGUAAUGUAUUUUGAAAGAAAGUAGCGUCUGUCUCUCUUUUAGGAAAGUUAUAUUGCAAGUCUGGUCCAGUUUGGCUCUCUGGAGUCCUGUCUUAUUUUGUAAAGCUGGAGGUAACGUUUCCAUGACACAUGGAGCUGGUCUAGCUUGGGGCUCUUGCAGUCUGUUUGAACCAGCUGUGACUUCAUGUUAAGUGGCAGUGAGUUGGUUCAAGGAGCUAAACAGGCUGAACGCUACAGUUGCUUGCAAGAGUGGUUGGUGUCGCGCAGGACAAGCCCCAGGGCUCAUCUGACUGGAGAGGGGGCUGCCUGGAGCAUGGGACAGGAAGGCAGAGCUCAGGCAUCCCUAGAGAGUCUGGCAAUGGGAUCCUGUCUGGAAGCGGGAAAUGGGCAUGUAGGUGUAGGACAGCACCUCACAACGUCACUGUACGUUCAUAGCAUCUUGCUUUCUGUUUCGAAUCAAACCAUCACACCCUCUGUGCUGGUCUGUGGUAGCUGCUGAAGGUCUUGAUAUUCAGUAGUGCCAUUUCAGUCCAUUUAAUGAUAUCUCGACAGAAAAAAUAUGUAGAAACCAAAUAGAAUAAAUAGAAGGCUACUGCUUUGGAGGAGGAUAAUAAGAUAUGCUUAAAAGAAACCUUUAUUAAGCUUCAGUUUGGCAUAAUUAUGCCUGUACAAAAGAAAAUGGAUAAUAUGCAAGAGGAUAAAGGUGCUUUCAGAGAUUGGAAGGUAUAGUUACAUAAGCUCAAAUGAAUCUCUUAAAAAUAAUCAGGCAGUCUGGGCAGAGGGCAGUUUGCAUGCACAUGAGCUGUUCCAUUCCAUGGCUCUUUAUCUUGAUGCUUUUUAUAGGCCUGAGUCUGCAUUUUUUUUCUUUUUUUGGAAAGUUAGAUCCCUUUAAUUGAAAAUCAGCUUGACCUGUGGUAGUUCCUGAAAAAUAUCUCUACAUAUAAUCUGGCUCUACUGAUCUGUAUUUAAUGUAAUACUUUCGAUAGCUUGUUAUCCUUCAACCUCCCAAGCAGUUUUUCAAUUGUCUUUUAACUACACGCAAUUCUUAAUGCUUCUUUUAAAGUGUCAAAAGAAGAGUUUCUAUUUCUAUUGUAGUUCUAAUGCUUAUUUAUUCUUCUUUUAUAAUACUUCCUCUUACUUGUUAUAAACUACUGAGUCCUAUAUUGCUUUUAACUCUUUACAAGUAAUUUUCCUCCACUUGUAUUGUUUUUAGACUAAAACAUUUUUCUGAAAGCUGUAUGCUGUGCCUUGUUCCUUCCUAUGUAAUUUUUGAGCUUGUUGACUGAUGUCAGCCAAAAUUGACAAAGCAGCAUCAGUUGCGAGGGUAUCUAGUAUCUACAGGUUUUAUGAAAAUAAUCAGGUUGAUAAAGGAGGAAUGACCCAAUUCAAUGUUUCUGCUGAUUGAAAAUAUGCAGCAUGACUGCAAGUUGUCUGCUGUGUUAGGCCUGACUUAAUCUGGCCGGCUAGUUGAUGUCCAGCUCUGCACCAGCUGGUGGUUCUGCUACACUUUGACAAGCUGGCUGGCAGCAGACCCAGAUUUUACAGCAGCGUGGUAUGAGCUCUGGGCUGUGGCCAGAGGAAGCCUGGAGUUUGCAGGGCAGACAUCAAGGUGUGUCAGAUCAGUGAUUUGCACCUGGUCUUGAAGCACUCCAGCUGAAUGACUCUUUAAAUUGACCUCUGUAAAGCCAUCAUUUCCACAGAACAGCCUUUAAACCAUGUUAAUCAGUAAAAUUUUGAGUAAGAAGCUGGUGUAUAUGCUGGUCUACACGUGAAUCCAGGACUUGACAGCCGUAAGUUUGUUGAAGUUUAGUGUCUGUUAGCAUAUUCUGCAAAUAGAUUUUUUUAUUUUUAAGAGGGUAAAAUCCAGAAGGAGGAUGUGUUUGUAAUCUUCACUUACAUCUUACAGCAGCUCCACACUGAAAAAGUAAAAUAACAAUUUACAGUUUGGAGUUGAUCUUUUGGGGUGUUAUUUUAAGGAGAGAUUGGGGAUUGUGCUUCUUUUCUUCCCAGUGCCUUUUCAAAAAGGUGGUUCAACAGGAUGUUUGGGGGAAAUGUGACGUUAUUGGGUUUUGGCAUUCCAGGAGAGCUUGAAGUGGAUCCAGCACAUCAUCUUUCGCAUUCCCUUCUGCACUGAAUGUCAGGAGUAAUUAAUGUUGUUGACAGCUAUGUAAACAUGUGAAGCUGAAUAAAGGACAGGAACUAAACAAAAAGCUAAUAAUAGGAGGCAAGAAAGUCAGAAGUGAACACUUUGUUAGUAAUCUGUCCCAAGUAAGAGGGUCAAAUAAUGCAGUCUGUCCUUAUCUGCUUCCACAAGCACCUUCUUGUUGGCAAUGUUCAGGUGAAAGAGAGCUGUUUGUACAUCUGUGUGCAUUUCAUAAGUAUAGGAAACAGGCAAUUUACCCAAGAAACAUGCACAGUGGAUUUAUAUAGAGGCUUACAAAAGUCACUUUGAUUCAUUUCCAUUUGUUUAAUUAUUUACCCUUCCCUAAGCUUGUACUUCCAAAAACCACUAUAAAGUGUGGUCUCACUUGUACCCAUCACAAACUUUAAAUAUGUGAUUUGUCUCCCAGGCAAUGUGAGACAUCGUGUUAAUUGUUGUUUGUUCCGUCUCCUGCAAUAGAAGAGUCACCUCUGUUGGUUCAGUGAUUACCACAGUAUGUAUCCUGUGAUAAUCUCACUGGCAACUCUACUACAAGCUGUUGAAGAAACAUUUAUUCUAUUUUGAGACAUGCUUAGUCAUUCCUGUUUUGGCCUCUGACAGAUUACAGGCAUCGCUCCUAACUCUUUCUUAGUAAAUCCUAUGAACAAGCUAAUCUGAAGGUCAGUUUGUGAGAAAGUCUGUGGUACUGGGGAAUGUGAAUUCUGGAGUACUAUUGCCCAAGUGUGUUGUGUAGCAGAAAUCAGAGAGUAUGUUCCACGUUUCGUUGUGUGUUGGUAUAUCUAACAGUUUACAUUGUGCAAAUAUGGAGUGGCUGCUAAAUAUGGAACAAGCAUAUGUAAGGGGAUCUUUGUCAGCAGGGAAUAAGAUACAGCACUUCUGUGUCCUGAAGACAACAUACAGCUAUAAAUAUCCCUUCGCCGUUGUAAACAGAAAACUUUGGUGACCUUUUGUGCAGAUCUAGUACGUUUUGCCACUCAAUUGUUACAUAAAUGAAAAUAUCUUUUAAUAUCAGAAGUAAAAUGCUGUCUCUGGAGACUUCUGCUUACGAUGCUGGGACUCUUUUGAAGACCUACUUUGUUGCUCAGCUUAAAGGAAGAUGAUGUUGUUAAUGAGUUCUGAGCAUCCUUCAGGAGGCUGGUGACCCUUCUAUCAUUGGUGAAUGCUGUCAUGGACAACUUCAAAGGCUCUUUUUCUGAACACCACAAGCAGCUAGUGCACUUUAUAAACGACUCCUGACCUUUUGCAUCUUCCUGAGUCAUAUCUAGAUGUCACCAGUGUUUCCCAUGUUAACAGUUCUGAGCAUGUUUUACUAUAUGUGCCUUCGGCGCCGAGCUAGGACAGCAACGAGAGGAGAGAUGAACAGCCGGAGGGCUAUUGAGUCAAACACCCGAGCCUUACCUAUCAAUGUUGAAAUAGUUCAGUAUGCCAAAGAAGUGUUGGAUUUCAGCUCUCACUAUGGUAGUGAAAACAGCAUGUCAUAUACCAUGUGGAAUUUAGCAGGUAUUCCAAACGUCUACCCCAGUUCUGGUGACUUUACUCAGACUGCCGUCUUUCGAACUUACGGGACCUGGUGGGAUCAUUGUCCCAGUGCUCGGCUGCCGUUCCAGAGGACACCACCCACCUUCUGUAGCCAGGACUACGUGGAACUCGCUUUUGAGGAACCAGUUUAUCCCACGGCAGUGCAGAUUUUGGAAACAUAUCAUCCUGGAGCUGUAGUCAGGAUUUUGGCAUGCUCGGCAAAUCCUUACUCACAGAAUCCACCAGCUGAAGUAAGAUGGGAAAUCCUUUGGUCUGAGGCACCUACAAAGGUGAAUGGUCCCCAGGCUCGUCAGUUCACACCUUGUAUCAAACAGAUAAACUUUCCCACAAACUUAAUUCGAUUGGAAGUGAACAGCUCUCUUCUAGACUAUUACACUGAAUUGGAUGCAGUAGUACUACACGGUGUGAAAGAGAGACCUGUGCUUUCGCUUAAGACUGCGAUGAUUGAUAUGAACGAUAUUGAUGAAGAUGAGGAUGAAGAGAAGUAUGGCUGUGGAAUGGACACGCUUAAUAAACAGUUCAGCAUUGUUACCCUCAGGGAAUGGCCAACUAAUGGGUAUUUUGAUAAACUGCCUUAUGAGCUUAUCCAGUUGAUUUUGAGUCACCUUACAGUACCAGACCUCUGCAGACUAGCACAAACUUGUAAGCUACUCUAUCAACAUUGCUGUGACCCUCUGCAGUACAUUCAUCUCAGUUUACAACCUUACUGGGCAAGGAUUAAUGACACAUCUCUGGAAUACCUACAGUCUCGCUGCACUCUCAUCCAGUGGCUGAAUUUAUCUUGGACUGGAAACAGGGGAGCCAUCUCUGUUUCUGGAUUUAGCAGGUUCUUGAAAGUUUGUGGCUCUGAACUAGUACGUCUUGAGUUGUCUUGUGGCCAUUUCCUCAAUGAAACAUGUUUGGAGGUCAUCACUGAAAUGUGUCCAAAUCUUCAGGAGUUAAAUCUCUCAUCAUGUGAUAAAAUACCACCUCAGGCUUUCAACCACAUAGCCAAAUUGGGCAACCUAAAGCGUCUCAUUCUCUACCGAACAAAAGUGGAGCAAACAGCCCUGCUCAGUAUUCUGAACUUCUGCUCGGAGCUGCAGCACCUCAGCCUGGGCAGCUGCGUCAUGAUUGAAGACUAUGAUCUUAUAGCAAGCAUGAUGGGAGCAAAAUGCAAAAAGCUUCGCAGCCUGGAUUUGUGGAGAUGUAAAAACAUAACCGAAAGUGGAAUAGCAGAAUUGGCUUCAGGCUGCCAGCUUUUGGAAGAACUCGAUCUUGGCUGGUGCCCUACACUACAGAGCAGUACAGGCUGCUUCACUAACCUUGCACGUAAACUCCCCAACUUGCAGAAGCUCUUUCUUACAGCCAACAGGUCUGUGUGUGACACAGACAUCGAGGAGCUGGCGGCUAACUGCACGCAUUUACGGCAGCUGGAUAUAUUGGGGACGAGGAUGGUAAGCCCUGCAUCUUUAAGGAAAUUGCUGGAGUCUUGUAAAGAUCUGUCUUUACUCGAUGUGUCCUUCUGUUCACAGAUUGAUAAUAGAGUUGUCUUAGAACUGAAUGCCAACUUUCCUAAUGUGUUCAUAAAAAAGAGUUUCACCCAGUGACUUACUACAUAUGCUGCUGUGGGAUUCAUUUGACAGAGUUGUUUCCUGUCAAUUCGUGCUGACUUUUUUUAAGAAGGGUAUAGAUGCCCUAUGAAAUAGUGGAAAUUAUUAAUUAUCUACACAAAUGGGUAAAAUACAUUUAAAUAUGUAUUUCUUAAAGUGUUGACAUUAUACCUAAGAAUUGUUUUACUCUCUGCUGACUGGUGGCACUGCAUGUUUUUAAAUACCAGCCAUAUGUGUGGCUUUAAUGAGAAGAAAAUGAAUAACAUAUUCUUAAAUGUCCCUUUUUAGAGUAUUACACACAACAAACUAUAUUAUUAUCCAUGUGAAAGCAGAAGUUCAAUAUUUAGCAGUAAGAAAAAGAUGGGUGCUUCCUUUUUUAUUUGUAUGUGUUUGUGUGUGUAUAUAUAAAUCUAUACAGAUGUAUAUACAUACGCAGAUACCAUAGCACUGUAGUUUGGCCUGCAGCAUAUGAUGAUGUGAUCUGGCCUAUAAUUAGUUGUUUGAAAAGCUAUUUAAGCUUGUAGAAGAAUGGAUUGAAAAGACACUAUGUCUUCUUCAUUUUUUUUUGGCAGUGAAUUGUAUCUGAUGCAUUUUUCUCCCUUCUUCCACCUAAAAUAUAUGUAGUCACGUUUUACAGUCCAGCCUAAGCGACACAACAGAUAAAUGCAAGAACCUUCCACCUGAACGUAGAGCAGAAACAAAAAGAGAAAAUUGCCAGAUGCUUCUUGUUAUUGGAUAUAAAGUUUGAGCCCAGGUACUUAGUGUCCUAACUGGUGAUAUGUAGAAAACUCAACAGCAAUUUUAUUUUAAAAUUUCUGUCAUGAUCUAGACUUCAUUUGUGAGACAUCUGGUUAUCAUGCAAAGUGCCAUAAAGAAUAGGCCUUAGGGUAAUGCAUUAGUGACUGUCCCUUACACUGGUGUCAAAUCUAUUAUCAAGUGUAAAAACAAAGAUAUUGUUCAGUAAGACGGCAAUCAAAAUAUAGUGAGUUUGAAACAAGGGCAAUAUAUUUUGGUGAUUUAAUAAUCACCAAACCUAAGCAUUGGAUUUGUUUUGGUUUUGUGGGGGUUUUUUUGUUUGUUUUUCCAAGAGGUGAUGGCUCAAACUACUAUUGCAUUCUCUCUUUUUAACACUGUUUAUCCUCUGUAGAAGGAAAACUGUCAGUAGACAAAUUGUAGAGGUUUCUUCUUUUCGUGCUUCCUUGUAUUAAGUUUUCAUCUCCUUUUUUUUUUUUUUUUUGAAUACCACUGCUACAGUAUGUUGCUAUGUACAGCUUGACUUUAGAAUUUUACCUUUUUAGCCAUUGUCAAUGAAUAUGGACCAUGAAAUAUAGUCUGUCAUUUGCUGUUGGCUCCAUUAUUCUUGUAUUGAUGGCACUUCCUACUUACUGGAAUAAGAAGGAAGAUGUUUUGUCUGGCAGAAGUGCAUUAUCACACCGAAGAUCAACUGGCAAAGAAUACUUCGGUUUAUGCAGUAAAUAACCAACCGCUACUAGAGGACAGCUACGAAUCAUUAAAGAUUUGACAAUCUCUGUGACUCCUGAAUGAACACUUUGAACUCUUUGUGCUGGUGCCAAUACUUUGUAAACCAUGUCAUGAAACAGCUACAGAACAUUUAUCUGAUUUUAUAGAAAGACCUUUUUCUUCAGUUUUUUACAUUUUACAGAAUCUUUUGGGAAUUCCGGAUCCAAAGAAGAGCAUGCACAGUUGGCUUUUUGAUUUUUUUCCUCCACACAGAAGGCACUAUGGGAUUUCCAACUCGAUUAUGCCAUUCCAUUUUUUUUUCCAGAAAACUGGACAUUGUCAAAGAUCUUAAGAUUGAUUUUUCUUUCUUUUUUUUUUUUUUUCCACGCUGAUGGUGUGAUUCUUUGUGAGACCUCAUUUCUUUCAAUCAGGUUUGGGUUGAUUUCUUUUUCUGGGAACUUAAUUUCUAACUUUUUUUGUCUAUAAGUAAUAUUUUCAUUGUAAUUGAGUAUCAAACAGUAUUCUAGUUAUAGGAGAACACAGGUUUAGAUAAUGGGAGUUUACAAAGAACAGUAUUUCAAAACAAAUGUUUUUGUUGUAAAUUUUUUCUUCUCAGGGUGCAUCUGUGUUUAUCUCCUUUUUUUCUUAGAGAUCCUUCUUGUUUGUUUUUCACUGUAAAUAGAAUGGGAUGUGGAUGAAGUGUUAGCCAUUGUGCCUUCAAACUGGUAAACCUGGUAAAUAAUACAGUUUCACUUCUACAGCAUCCGUGAAUCAAACAAGUGUUUCAUGUAUAUGUAAAGGAUUUCAUUCUCUAUUGCUUUUUAGCUGUUAUAAAGGAGGUUUAAAUUGAUGUUUUGUUCAUACUAAAGGGUUUUUUUUCUUAUGUUGUGCCUUCUGUUUGAAAUGGGUUUUGUCAGGAAUUCUCUAUUGUCACUUGAGGGAUAAAUUUAAGUCUACCUUUAAUUUGGACUGUUUAAAACUUAGUUAUUGUUAACAUAAAAUUAAUUCAAAUAGCUGAGAAAUAAUUUGGAAAGACUUCCAUCUCUAGUUGUAGACUUUAAUCUUCUAUCAGUGGGUAAGAAGCAAUUUUCGCUAUGGUUUUGUAUGUCCAAGAAGUCUUCCAGAAAAGAGAGGAUAGACGAGACUUGACAUUUUUAAUAUUUCCAGGAUAAAUAAAACAACAUGCUUCCUUAUAUGUCACAAAGAAGCAAGAAUAGAUCAUUGUCUUUUUAGUUCUGCUAUUUUAUACUUGUGUGUGUCUCUAUUUAUACAUAUCUGUGUAUAAAUUAUAUAUAUACACACAUAUGUUUCUGUAUAUAUAUAUAUGAACAUUUUUUGAAUGUGUGUACAUACUUACACAUAUGAAUCUCAAAGUUUUUUCAUGUAGAAAUUACUUUUGUAAAGUGAAUGUAAUAGCAGAAGAUGUUUCAUAGGAGUUCUGGUUUAAACUGUUGUGUUACUGUACCUGGAGAGUGAGAUUCUCUCCACCCGUGCGGCAGGAAAAGCUGAGGCAGGAGCUGAGCGGGGUUUCCUCUGUUGCUUUGCCAAAGUGCCUUUUGGUUUGUCUACAUGUGAAAGGUGAUACAGGGUAUGGUUGAGUGUGGGUGCAAAGUCCAAUAACUACUGUGGACUGUCUCCUUGUGAGGCAGUCGUAGAGCGGGAAGUUUAUUCUACUUUCAUUUAAUCCAGAAUGAAUGAUACCAAUUCCUCAUUAUUCUGGAAGUGGGUCAUCAUGUCCAACACUCAUCCCUCAGCCACGUUAUCUAAAUUCUGCUUUUAAGCAUGUUCAGUUUUUUUAUCUUGUUCUUUGAUCUUGUCUGUCUUUCUGAAGCAUUGUAAAAGAUGUACUUUGGCGACAGAUGUUAAAAAACCAUCACUAACAUGUCCAAAAAAAAGAGCUUUGCUCUGAAGUCCUCCUGUUCUUAAACUGAAGAGGGGCUUCUGUACUAUCUGUAUGAAGUUGGUGUGGGAUGGCAUGUCAGCAGAUAUGUCAUUCUUUUGGUCAUUUUAAAAAUUAGUAUGAUAAUUUUACUAUUUAAAGCUUCUUCCUGACUCUUGAAGACUUCAGUUCAAUAGUGUACUUACAUGUAUUCAUAAUCCUGAGCUGUCUGACUAGAUAGCUCUAUGAAAAUAGAUGAGGUUUCUGAUGUUUAAAUUAUGCACAUGAUUAAGUACCUUAGAGAGCAGGACUUACAUGGAAGAACAUUUCGGGAUAGGAGGUUGGACCUUAUAAUCCUUAUGUACUUGGACGUCCAAAUUUCAGUCUGAAGGAAAAAAAAAAAAAAAAAAAAGAAGAAAACCCUUCUAUUUCCUGCCUGAUCCUUUCCUUGUGGCUUUCCUGCCAACUUUUCCAGAUACAAGAUGUCCAGUAAUCACGGAGCACAGUGAGUAGAAUUCAUCUCUCUGAUAGCUCUGUGAAAGUUAGACAUCUAGUUACAAGAGAGGAAUCUGGGCACCUCUAGAGAGCUAUCGAUCUCCUCUUAAGAUACAUAUUUAAGGAGAGUAGAAUGAAUAAUUUUCUGGAGAGCUUCUCUGGAGGCUGUGGAAGCUGUGAUUUAGCUCAAGUUAGAUACUUGUCUUCAGAAUACUAAAAUGAGAUUCAUUCCAUCCAGCAUUGCACUACCUGUUUUGGAAUACCAAAAAGCAAGACUGGAACAACAUCCAUCCCCAAACUUCAAAGCUCUCCAAAAUCUAUCCAGAAAAAAAAAUCAAAUUAUAGAGAUGUUGACAACUUGGAAAGUCAGUGUUUUAAAUGCCAAGAUCUACUUCUGCCCCUGAGUCACUUGCCAAUGCCUGUGGUGGUUUUGGUUGGGUUUUUUUUUGUUUGUUUGUUUGUUUUCGUUUUGGGGUUUUUUUGUGGAAACGCUUCCCCUUUCCCUGUUCUGAAAUCUUAUGUACCUGACUGGCUAUAUGUAUAGUUCUGUAAAUGCAUGAAAUUAAUGGGAAAAUGUAAUUAAUGUAUUGCAGCUGUUUUGAUAAUCUUUCAUAUUGCUAUAAUUAAGACUAUGACUAGUUUAACUGCUCUCCUGUCAUCAGAAAUGUUACCUACUGUGCAUCUGCAAAAAAUGUGUGUUUAGUCCUGGUUCUUAAUGUGUGUAAUUAUUGCAUCUUAUGGGAUAUGUUUCCCACAUCAAAUCUGCAGGAGUACUAAAUUUACAAAAACUAGAUAAAAUGUAGCAUUUUAUUAUGUGGACUAUGGGGGUGACUUUGUAUAUAGAUUUACAUGUUCAUUAUUACUUUUUUGCAAUGAUUCUGUAAGUUAUAGCUUUUGAAAUUACUAGGCUAGAAAUUCCUAGUUUAAUGCAUCUGUACAUGCUGUGCUAGACACAGUCAACAUUUUUCCCUAAUUAAGGCAUUUUUCCUUCACUGAGAUGAUGAUUUCUGUGAUUUUAGAUUUCUGACUUGAAAUCCAAGAAGGGCUCUUAAUUAAAUUUACCAGGCAUGGAACAAGUUGUGACAGUUGACAUUAGGAAGGACUGAGGCACAGGUCUUGUGUGUUACAGACCUUCAUGAUCUUCAAAGAAGGGCCUCAGCGAGAGUUGUCUCUUUUUAAGAAGAUUCAGCCUCAGUAAUAGCAAACGAUGGUGAGAUUUUUCUUUUUAGCUAAUGGACUAAGUACUGUUAUUUUAGAUUUAGCAGCUCUGGUUUCUCCCUGUCUUGUUUUCAUUUAAUAAUGAUAAAUGAUGGCACAGUUAGGACAGACAUCAUGAAUUGGAGAGGAUCCUUUGUGAGGAAUGAAGUUUUUCUCUUGCAUCUUUUGUUCCCCUUUUCUAAAAAUAAAUAAAUAAAUAAAAAAAUCCUCACGUAUUUGAAAGCGCUCUCUUUUUCCUUGGGUACUAAAAAAAUGCAAAUGUCAAAAAAGUUGAGAAAAGAAACAAAGAGGACUUAACCAAAUUUAUCUGGAAAUUCAUGGAAGGGUGGCCAGAGCUUUUUACAGGCACGAGGAAAGUGAGUCCAUUGUUCUAGGUCAGCUGUUAUCUUUCCCAGAAAUUAGUUUCCCAUCUAAUUUCACAUGCUAGUAGUUCUAAGUCAAGAUUUAGCAUUUAGAUGCUCUUAAUAUUGACCUUUCAUAUACAUGCCUGUGUGGUAAUUCCUGAUGUCUCUUUGUUUCAUUUUCAUGAACUACAUAAAAAUAUUUUUUCUUCACCUACUGCUGCCCAUCUGCAUUUUUGCAGGUGGUUUAGUGUGUGGACACACAGAUGCGUGUAAGACUUAUUUGCUUAGGAUUUUUGUAAUUGGUCCUUUUUUGAGCACAAAUAAACUGCAGGUUUGAGGCAAGAACCUGAAACAUGGGAGACUCCAUCUGAACAUAAGAUGGCACAUUUUAUGGUGAGGGUGAUCAAGCCCUGGCACAGGUUGCCUACAGAAGCUGUGGAGUCUCCAUCCUUGGAGAUAUUGAAAAGCCGCAUGAACAUGGUCUCGGGCAACCAGCUCUAUGUGGACCUGCUUGAGCUGAGGGGGGCUGUACCAGAUGACCUCCUGUUGUGGUUUAACCUAGUAGGCAGCUAAACACCACACACAGCUAUUUGCGCAUUCUCCCCCCCAAGUUAUGUGGGAUAGAAGGUAAACCUUGUGGGUUAAGGUAAAGACAGUUUAGUAGGACAGAAGAGGAAAAUAAUAAUAGAAUAUAUAAAACAGGUGAUGCACAAUUCAAUUGCUUACCACCUGCUGACUGAUACCCAGCCAGUUCCUGAGCAGUGGCCUGAUGACUAACUUUUGCCUAGAUUAUAAUACUGAGCAUGAUGUCAUAUGGUGUGGAAUAUCCAUUCAGUUGGGGUCAGUUGUCCUUGCUGUGCCUGCUCCCAACUUCUUGUGCAUCUCCAGCCUCCACGCUGACAGGACAUGAGAAGCUGAAAAGUCCUUGACUUAGUGUGAGCACUGCUGAGCAGCAACUAAAACAUCAGUGUAUAAUCAACAUUAUUCUCAUCCUAAAUCCAACACACAGCACUAUAGCAGUUACUAGGAAUAGAAUUAACUCUGUCCCAACUGAAACCAGAUCAUCUGCAGAGGUUUCUUCCAACCUCAACCGUGCUGUGGUUCUGUGAUCCGAGACUUGCCCUUUGCUUGUUCUGUUUGUGUUCUGAUGGCUGAAGAUGACAGAGGGGAGAAAUAAUAUUAUCUUAAGAAACUUGCAGUGUCAAGAACAGUUCAUUUGUUCUUUUUUAUUGUUCUUUAUUUUCUUUUUUUUAAGGAAAGUCAUUUUUUUUCUUGGUUUAGGUUAGUAGGAAAAUCUAAAUGUAACUUACUAAAAUAAAAUUUUGGUAAUGUUUUUGACAUACAGUUCUGUAAUGUACAAAACAUACAUGAUUAGUUUACAGGACUAAUAUUGUCAGUCUGAAGUCUGCAAGUUAGACUAAGAUAAAUAUCCCUGUUCUUGGGUACUGACAACAGUUUCUGUUUAGAAAAUGAGUUGUCUGUAAUACAUUAGGAACAUCUUAGUUUGUAUAUUUUUAGUAUUUGUUUACAUAGAUCUUAUAAUAAAUUUGGAUUACCAUAGCUCAGGGGCCAAUUUUUUCUGCUUAUUCUAUUGGAAAUUGAGUAUAGUGGUUAACUGUUCAUAGUGUCAAAACAUGAAAAUUUGAAUUCAGGUGAAAAAGAGGACAAAGUUUAUGAAACACAGAAAUCUGUCUGAGCAUUUUUAGUGAGAUAUUGUGUAUAAUGGUUACAAAAUAUUAUAUUUUUUUGCAUUUAUUUACUAUUAUACCAUUGUCAAGAGCUGUUGGGUAGUGUAGUCGUCUAAUCACCAUCAGGAGAUGGGUUCUGUCUGUUGGACCUUGGUCUCCUUAGAUUUAUUUUCUUCAGGGCAGUGCCAAAGAUUUCUGCACAUAUACACUAUUUUGAAAGUAAUAGAGACAAAUUAAAACCAACUCAUUUGGUUGUGAUUUGGAAACUAAUGGUUAGUCUAUGCUUGGAGUUAUUUUGGAAGAGUUAUUGAAAGUGAAUUAAAAUAACCAGGAAUUGGUGUGUUUGCAGGGGGUCCUUGCACUUUCUGAUUUAACUUUUGCAUACAGACAAAUCCUAAUUACCAGCUGUCCUUUGAGUCAUCUUAGCAAAAUCAAUGUGAUGGUCUCAUUUCUAGUUCUUCCUAAUGAGCAUAAAGGCACUAUGGCUCUUGAGCAUCUUCUGGCAUUUUGCAUUAAUCUCCUUACCAGGGAGAUGUUGGAGUUAAGGUGUGUCCAAAUUGGCUGGAUCUCUGCAGGUGAGGUGUGGGAAUUGUCUGUGGAAAUGUCCUGCCCCCAUUUACUCCUAUGUGUGGAUGAGGCAUCUCCAGACCUUCAAAUUUAAAUCCCUGAACCCAGCACCUGGAUUCAUUUAAAAAUAAUAGCUCUUUCCCUGCCCCCAUCCCCCUCAAAUAACCAGCAGCAAAAAUCAUAGAAUCUUUUUGGUUGGAAAAGACCUUUAAGAUCAUCGAGUCCAACCAUGAACUUAGCACUGCCACAUCCGCAUCUAAACCAUGUCCCUAAGCACCACAUCUGCAUGUCUUUUAAACACCUCCAGGGAUGGUGACUCAACCACUUCCCUGGGCAGGCUGCUCCAAUGCCUGACAACCCUUUCAGUGAAGAAGUUUUACCUAAUAUCCAAUCUAAACUUCCCCUGGGGCAACUUGAGGCCAUUUCCUCUUGUCCUAUUGCUUGCUACUUGGGAGAAGAGACUGGCACCCCCCUCGCUUUAUUUUUUAUUUAAUAAUAUGCUUCAUUUUCCGCUGCAAAAACAGGAGUCUGAGCAAUAUUGCAACAAACUCCUACUGUGUUACCUUUUAAAGGGGCUGAUUUCUGUAAAAGGUGGAAGAGCAGCAAUAGAGGGAACAGUUCUGACACUAUCUGUAAAUCACUUUGCUGUGCAUGCUAAGCCAGUAAGCACGAGAAGCAAGUUAUGUGUUUUUCUAAUAACCAGUCAAGAAAGGCAGAAGGGAUAGUUGCCUCUAAGCACAUUUUCUGUAGCUAGAGAAUAUUUGUAUAAUCUGAUUCUAAGUAUCUAGGAUAGGUACUCAGAUUAGGAAACUGGUCUUCUAGGGUCCCUUCACUCUGAUAGGUUCUUCCACGGGCUAGUUCAGAUCAAGAGAUCCAUUUUUAAAUUGAAGUUUUGAACUGACCUCUGGAGAAGCUGAGGUCCAUGUAGACCACAUAAAACUUCUAGUGGAAACCAGCUUCCUGAGCUGUGUGCUAUCCUGGAUUCAGAGUACAAGGUUCCUUACCCCAUGCUGCUCCCUAUUAGCCCCCGGGCUUCUCUUGCUCUACCAAAGGCCACCACUUUCUUUGCUCUGUUGGCUGAACGGUAUCUGAUUGCUCCCUACAAAAUAUCUUGGCUAAAACUAGAAAACCUUUCUUGCUUUUGCCAAGAAACAUUGGACCAGAUGAUCCUUGAAGUCCCUGCCAACCUGGUAUUCUAUGAUUCUAUGAUUUUGUUUCCUCAUAGUUGAAUGUUUAUUUUUGUUGUUGUGUUGUUUUGUUUGGUUUAGGGUUGUUUUUUUUUUUUGGGGGGGGAGGGAGGGGUCGUUUCUAACUUUUUUUUUCUUUUUAAAUUUUUUUACUUUUCUUCCUCUCCCAAGUCAGACAUUUAAGCCAGCAGAAGGAAGAGGGCAUUUAUUUCUGUCAGCCUCCUAGUGUUUGGACAAAAUGUCCUGAGAAGCUGAUGUAGUAGACACAUUCGAGACAUGCAGGAAUCAUGUCUGGAUCCCAGCCACUCAGCAACAGCAUUAGUGAUUCACGCUGUGGGCUUUAUUCUCAAACUCUGUUAAACCUUUCAUUGUAUGAGAGUCACAUACAUGGAGUCAAUAUGGCCCCUCAGGACUACUCAAAACCUUCCUCGCUUUUAAAGCUUUUCAGCACUGAAAAGAAUUUGAACUGCUAUCUCUAAACAGUAAAACUGGCAGUUUUACUAGUGCCAGCCUGAUCCACUGCCACAUGCUGACCCAGUGCACUACUCUGGAUCCACCUCCCGAGCUAUCAUUUGCACAGGAACAGGACAGGAGUCCAGACUAUAUGGAAACAACAUAAAUGCAUUUGUCAUGCAUAGGAUGUGUGGUUGAGACCUAGAAGGCCUCUUCUGUACUUCACCUCCUCAGCAUCUUAAAAGAAGGAAAGAUAAAAUUUUAUACACACCUACUGACAGGGAUUACAGAAGCUGAAUCCUGAGACCCACUAAAAUCAAUAAGGUUGAAUUUUCUCUCUUCCCGUAAUACAUCACUGAGUAAUGAGCAGCAGGUGGGAGCACAUUGGUUGUACAAAUAUUUUAAUUCCAAUUAGCAUAAAUGAGGACAGCUACACUUGAUGAUGUUGCAAGGCUCCUUAACUUUUAGAUAGUUCAUCUCAGUACUGCGUGUCACAAAGAUAUCCAAAACAAGGUUGUGUAUUUUACCUCAUAAUCGUACUUUAAGCUCUAAAGUAUAAAAUGCUACUGUGAACAUAGGAGAACAUGCAAGUCCUAACCAGCUUCAAUAAAUUUCCUAACUAAGAUUCUUUGAGAAACAGAGGUUGGAAGGUAAUAAGGGCAUAUUUAAAGCGUGAGGAAGGCAGUGGUUAGCAAAACCAAAAGUGGGAGGCAGGGGCAGCAGUUAUUGGAUGUGUUUUUCAGGGCUGUUUCCUGAUGUUAAGCUACAUGGGCCCACAAUACUGAUAUUCACUACUUUGCACCAUUGCAGUCCUAAAUAUAGUAAAUAUUCCAAGAGCUGUGUCUGUUUGUACAAUCUUAGAUCCCAAACCUGUUCUCUGUGCUGUCACUCAAUAAGUCGUACACAUUCAGCAUUAACCCCAUUUUUUGUUUUGUGCUCCUCUUGGUAUACUAAUAGUGUUUACCUUAGUAUCUUCUGCAUAUUUGUUUUUAAUAUUGUCCUCUGAGGCUUGCACAUUUUUUAUACUUAUGCAAGUACUUGAAUACAUUUCUUUUUUUUUUUCCUUAUCAAUGUUCUGCUUGACCAAUAGUAAAUGGAAAAUAUGUUAUUAGUGUAUUCUGUUCAGAUUUGACUACAGCAUCUUCUCUCUCUGUGUAAACCAAAGGUCUCUGUGCAUGUGCAGACACAGCUCAGGCACAGGUACCCGGCUCCUCCUCAUUUGAACACCUUUGACUUGUGCCACUAAAUAUGUAUUUGUAGUAUAAGGUACGGGAUUACUUGAACACGCACAAAACAGAGAUCAUAGCCCUAUAUUUAUAAAUGAUUGAAUUUAUUAUAGAGAAAUCAUCUAAUGCCUUAUAUUGCUAACUAAAAGUUUCUUUUAACCUUAAAAGUUAAUGACGUAUUUACAUACCAAUUACUUUUAUUUAGUAAAUUAAGCCUGUUUUAUUCUGACAUGUUGGAUCAUUUAAAGUGUCAUAAUACUGUGUUGUACAGUUUUAUUCUGUUACUGCCAGUAUAAAGAAGUAGAAAUUAAUGUCCUCACUGAGUUGUCAGUGUCUGCUGAUUCCAGAGAUGACAGAAAUGUGUUAAAAUAUAUUCAACCUAUAAUAUUUAUCUUGCUUUGCACUUAAUUUGUUUCCCUUUGACUGUGUUGAAAAAUACCAAGUGUACAUAAAAUAAUGAAUAAAUAAAACAAAAAUAAA
This is a messenger RNA of Columba livia (rock pigeon), 18717 nucleotides long. It is a transcript of the gene FBXL4, whose product is annotated as F-box and leucine rich repeat protein 4. The record is from RefSeq and is a predicted model, not a curated record. Gene Ontology annotation, molecular function: protein binding. The transcript has 9 exons. The coding region runs from base 5854 to 7716 and encodes 620 amino acids. Gene Ontology annotation, biological process: SCF-dependent proteasomal ubiquitin-dependent protein catabolic process. Lineage: Eukaryota; Metazoa; Chordata; Aves; Columbiformes; Columbidae. Gene Ontology annotation, cellular component: SCF ubiquitin ligase complex.